Molecule: messenger RNA, 1936 nt
Organism: Scleropages formosus (Asian bonytongue)
Lineage: Eukaryota; Metazoa; Chordata; Actinopteri; Osteoglossiformes; Osteoglossidae
Product: monocarboxylate transporter 2-like
Exons: 5
Coding region: 111-1634 (507 amino acids)
Biological process (GO): transmembrane transport; monocarboxylic acid transport
Cellular component (GO): basolateral plasma membrane
Molecular function (GO): monocarboxylic acid transmembrane transporter activity
Source: RefSeq, a predicted model, not a curated record
CGUGACGGAGGGCUGGACUCUUGGGUUGCGAGCGCUCGUGGCGCGUGGAGAAGCGGGGUAGCGCACUCACUUGUACCGCACUUCACUGGUGAUACAGCCUUUGAGCCAGCAUGCCCCUCGCACCUGGAGCCGGCUUAGGGUACACCCCACCGGAUGGCGGGUGGGGCUGGGCUGUGGUGCUCGGGUCUUUCAUUUCCAUAGGAUUCUCCUAUGCCUUUCCUAAGGCUCUCACCAUCUACUUCAAGGAGAUCCAAGACUACUUCUCCGUAUCCUACAGUGAGAUCGCAUGGGUCUCCUCAAUCAUGCUAGCUGCUAUGUAUGCUGGGGGACCUGUAAGCAGCAUACUGGUUAAUCGCUAUGGUAGCAGACCUGUGGUCAUAGUUGGUGGGAUUAUGUGUGGGGUUGCUAUGGUAACAGCUUCUUUUGGCAGUACCAUUGUGCAUUUGUAUAUAUGCAUUGGAGUCAUUGGAGGGUUUGGCCUCGCAUUCAACCUCCAGCCAGCCUUAACAAUAAUUGGAAAGUACUUUCUGGUUCGGAGGCCAAUGGCAAAUGGCCUGGCCAUGGCAGGAAGUCCAGUUUUCCUCUCCACUUUGGCACCCCUCAAUCAAUUCCUGUUUGAUAAUUUUGGAUGGCGAGGAGCCUUCUUCAUCCUGGGGGCUAUGAUCCUAAACUGCUGUGUGGCAGGAGCACUGAUGAGACCUAUUCAGCCAAAACCAAAACUGAAACCCUGUACAGAUGUUAACGACAAUACACGCAACAAGGCCGAUGGAGAUGACAGCCCACUAGCGGACCUGGGGAGUGGACAAGAGCAGAAGAGGAAAACGGGGUGUGUGGACAGAGUGAACAAAUUUAUCGACCUCUCCCUCUUCAAGCACAGAGGCUUCCUCAUCUACCUGAUUGGCAAUGUGGUCAUGUUCUUUGGCUUUUUUGCCCCAGUUGUCUUCUUUGCACCAUAUGCCAAGCACCUGGGCAUUGACGAAUACUCUGCAGCCUUCCUGCUUUCCAUAUUUGCUGUCGUUGACAUGGUGGCACGGCCUGGAACUGGCCUGGUUGCCAACACCCAAUGGAUCAGGCCCAGGAUCCAGUACUUCUUCAGCUUCUCCGUGGCCUACAAUGGCAUCUGCCACAUCCUUUGCCCUCUAGCAACUAGUUACACAGGACUGGUUAUCUAUGCAGUCUUGUUUGGUGUGGCUUUUGGCAUGGUGUGUGCCUUGCUCUUUGAGGUCCUGAUGGACCUUGUUGGUGCACAUCGCUUCUCCAGUGCAGUUGGGCUAGUCACCAUCAUUGAAUGUGGUCCUGUGCUUCUGGGACCACCAAUAUCAGGAGCUCUGGUGGACAUCUUCAGGGACUACAAGUACAUGUACUAUGCCUGCGGGGUAGUGAUGCUGGUCUCUGGGAUCUUCCUAUUCAUCAUGAAUUUCUACAACUACAGACUACUGGAGCGUGAGGAAAUGCAGAAGCAGAUGGAUAAAGAGGAGGUGGAGGUGAUCACCGAGAAGGAUCUGGUUGUGGCUGAGGAGGGCAACUUGUCAGGGGACAAAAAGUUUAUUGAGGAAUUAAAGAUGCUAGAGGAAAACUUGAAACAGGAGGAGAAACUGUCACAUGCAGUCACAAUGGAAGCCAAUGACACUUAAGGCAGUUGGCAAGGGGGCAACAGAGACUGGUUCCGGGCAGAAGGACGGAAGCAAUAACUACAUUAAAAAUCCUGAUAGAUCACGGAGAGGGGUGACUGCAGUCUUUAAGGAUUAAAAUUAUUUUUGUUUUCAAAUUCCUGUCUGAGCUGUAUGAAUGAAACCAUUGCCCUUAUCUCACAAGAACCUGUAUUUUCUGAGUCAUGUGCAUUUGCAGUUAUGGAAUGUAAAACCGCUGAAGCCAGCAUUCCAUCCACUUGUCCACAACUGUAUUUUACGACCAUAAUGAUAAAGUUAUAACUCAG